AUGUCCGGAGCCCAGACCCCCAGCGAACUCCCGGGCGAGGGAGUCCCAACCGCGCAGAAGAGCAGCUGGACAACCUUCCUGAAAUCAAUUGCCUCGUUCUCCGGAGAUCUCUCGUCGCUCACCGCGCCGCCCUUCAUUCUCUCACCCAUCUCGCUCACCGAGUUCCCUGCCUAUUGGUGUGAGCGCCCUGCUCUAUUCGCGGCGAUCGCGGAUGCGCAGACGGAGCAGGACAGGUCAAUCGCUGUGUUGAAAUGGUUCAUUAGCACACUCAAGGGUCAAUAUACUUCACGUAAUGAGAAACUUGGAUCAGAGAAGAAGCCGCUGAACCCUGUCCUCGGAGAGCUCUUCUACGGAUUCUGGCCCGAUGUAGACGGCCGUGGACAGACGAAUCUCGUCGUCGAGCAAGUCUCGCACCACCCGCCCAUCACGGCAUACUACCUCUCCAACCCUUCCAAGGGCCUCGUCCUCCAGGGCCACUCCGCGCAAAAGACGAGCUUCUCUGGCGGCAGCAUCAUCGUCAAACAGAUCGGCCACGCUAUCCUCACGGUGGACCUUCCAGACGGAGGCAAGGAGGAAUUUUUGAUUACCUUGCCCCGCCUCCGCAUCGACGGUCUCUGGUACGGCUCUCCGUACAUUGAGUUGACGGAAACUUCUUACAUCCAAUCAUCCACUGGCUGGCUCUCGACGAUCGAGUACAAGGGCAAGGGCUACUUCUCCGGACGCUCGCACUCGUUCAAGGCGGUGCUGACCCCACCCGAAUCGACGACCCCCGUGAAGCGGUAUGAGGGCGUUUGGCACGAGACAUCCAAGGACCUCGACACGGGCGAGACGUUCACGGACGUGACGUCAAUUAAGGAGGAGGUUACCGUCGGCCCGAUCGAAAACAUGCACGAGUUCGAGAGCAGGCGCCUUUGGCAGCACGUCGCCCGCGGGAUCCGGGAGGGCGAUUACGAGACCGCGAGCAAGGAGAAGAGCAAGAUCGAGAACGAGCAGCGGCAACGACGGCGCGACGAGCAGGCGGCAGGCACGCCGUGGAAGCGGUGGCACUUCGAGCAUAUCGAGUCAGACCCCGUGUAUGAGCGUCUUGUGAAGAUGUUCAACGGCUCGCCCCCGACGGAGGACACGUACGUCUACCAGCACAACUACGACGUGACGCCCUCGGCCGCGUCUUGAUGGGAUGCUCGCGAGACGGCGGCUUGUGGCGAUGAUAGAACUGUACUGCUAUUACCUUGUGUACGGACAGAGUUUCCCUUUCUUUGACUUCGUUCAAUUGAAGAUAUUACUGAAGUUGUCGGUUGAGAUAAUGAACAGUUUUUUACGAC
Dichomitus squalens LYAD-421 SS1 is the source of this 1322-nucleotide messenger RNA. Its product is annotated as Oxysterol-binding protein. Gene Ontology annotation, biological process: exocytosis; piecemeal microautophagy of the nucleus; endocytosis. The record is from RefSeq and is a predicted model, not a curated record. Gene Ontology annotation, cellular component: cytosol; intracellular membrane-bounded organelle; membrane. Bases 1 to 1173 code for a protein of 390 amino acids. Gene Ontology annotation, molecular function: oxysterol binding. Lineage: Eukaryota; Fungi; Basidiomycota; Agaricomycetes; Polyporales; Polyporaceae. The transcript is spliced from 9 exons.